AAACUAAAAACAUUUGUCAUCGAUUCAAUUCAACCCAACAUUCCUCCUCCGGUACACCCCAGCCUACAUAUACGUACAUAUAGAGCGUGAGCGAGAAUAGCUCUUCGCCAGAGAGAGAGGAAGGCAAAUGGCGAGUCCCCAGAAGCCGUGGAAGGCCGAGUACGCGAAGUCGUCGCGAUCCUCCUGCAAGACAUGCAAGAGCCCCAUUGCCAAAGAGGUGCUCCGCCUCGGCAAGAUGGUCCAGGCCACCCAAUUCGACGGCUUAAUGCCCAUGUGGCAUCAUGCUGAUUGCAUACUGAACAAAGCUAAGCAGAUAAAAUCCAUUGAUGAUGUUGAAGGCAUUGAGUUGCUUCGUUGGGAAGAUCAGCAGAAGAUCAGGAAGUAUGUGGAGGGCAGUGGACCUGCAGCAACAAAUACUCUCACUAAUACAGAAUGUGGUAUUGAAGUUUCACAUACUUCUCGUGCUAGCUGCAAGUGCUGCAACCAAAAGAUUAUGAAAGGAGAGGUUCGUAUAUCCGCCAAGCCUGAUGGCCAAGGAGCUAGGAGCUUGACGUGGAACCAUGCCAACUGUUUCUUGGAAUUAUAUCCAUCUACCCAAGUGGAGAAGCUGUCUGGAUGGGAGAGCCUCUCAGCUUCCGACCAGGCAGCUGUCCGUGCCUUGGAUAAGAAGAAGGUUCCUUCUACUGCAAAGAGUGGCACUGAACUUGAGAUACAAGACAAUAAAGAACUCCUGCAACAAUCAACUUCCAAAGCUGGCAUAAAACGUAAAAAAGAUGUUAAUGUUGAUCAGAAGUCAAAAGUUGCAAAGGCUGGAGGCGACACAUCGGCUAGCAGGGCUGCAUGUAAGGAUAAUGUUGCUGACUCCAGGGAUUUGGAGAAUAAACUAGAGACCCAAACUAAAGAACUUUGGGCUCUAAAAGAUGAUCUUAAAAAACAUGUGACAACAGCGGAGUUGCGGGAAAUGCUUGAAGCCAAUGGUCUAGAUUCAACUGGAUCAGAACUUGAUUUGCGUGAACGCUGUGCUGAUGGGAUGAUGUUUGGAGCACUUUCUAGCUGUCCAAUAUGUUCUGGUUCUCUUCAUUAUUCUGGAGGCAUGUAUCGGUGCCAUGGGUUCUUAUCAGCAUGGAGCAAGUGUUCUUACUCUACUCGUGAACCAGAGCGUCUGAAAGGGAAGUGGAAAGUUCCAGAAGAGACCAAUAAUCAGUAUCUUAUCAAGUGGUUUAAAUCACAAAAGAAGACCAAACCUGUUCGGAUUCUUCCUCCACCAUCAUACAAUAAUACUUCUGGAAGUCAUGCUGCUAACUCUGAAUCUCAAUCAUCAAAGAGUGAAAGUUUGGGAGACUUGAAAGUUGCUGUAUCUGGAUUACCUAAGGAAUCCAUGGAGGAAUUUAAGAGAAAAAUUCAGGGGGCCGGUGGAGCUGUUCAUCCAAAGAUUAAGAAAGAUACUAACUGCUUAGUUGUGAGUGGAGUGCUGGAUGAUCAAAAUGCUGAGACAAGGAAAGCAAGGAGGAUGAAGUUACCAAUUGUUAGGGAGGAUUAUCUGGUUGAUUGCAUUAAAAGACAGAAGAAGCUUCCAUUUGAUUUGUACAAAGUUGAGGCCAUUGGUGAGGCCUCUAGCAUGGUCACUGUCAAAGUAAAAGGGAGAAGUGCUGUGCAUGAAUCUUCUGGUCUCCAAGAUACAGGUCACAUACUUGAGGAUGGGAAAAGCAUCUAUAACACGACUUUGAGCAUGUCUGACUUAUCAACUGGUGUUAACAGUUACUAUAUUCUCCAAAUAAUCCAAGAUGAUAAAGGGUUAGAUUGCUGUGUGUUUCGUAAAUGGGGUCGAGUGGGAAAUGACAAAAUUGGAGGAAACAAAUUGGAAGAAAUGUCAAAAUCCGAUGCAAUUCAUGAAUUCAAGCGUUUGUUCAUGGAGAAGACUGGGAAUCCGUGGGAGGCAUGGGAACAAAAACAAAAUUUUCAGAAGCAACCUGGCAGAUUUUUCCCAUUGGAUAUUGACUACGGGGUAAACAAACAGGUCUCUAAGAAUAGACAGAACAAUGCAGUCAGCAAACUUGCUCCUGCAUUAGUAGAAUUGAUGACGAUGCUCUUUAAUGUGGAAACAUACAGAGCUGCCAUGAUGGAAUUUGAGAUUAAUAUGGCAGAGAUGCCACUGGGAAAACUGAGCAAAAGCAAUAUCCAAAAGGGUUUUGAGGCAUUAACUGAAAUACAGAAUCUGCUAAAUAGUAAUUCCCAUGAUCCUUCUGUCAAGGAAAGCUUGAUUAUUGAUGCCAGCAAUCGUUUUUUCACUAUGAUCCCUUCCGUUCACCCGCAUAUUAUUAGAGAUGAGGAUGAUUUCAAGUCAAAGGUUAAAAUGUUAGAAGCUCUCCAGGACAUUGAAAUCGCCUCCAGAUUAGUAGGUUUUGAUGCUGAUAAUGAUGACUCCCUAGAUGAAAAGUAUAUGAAGCUCCAGUGUGAUAUUGCUCCCCUUCCUCAUGAUAGUGAAGAUUAUCGGUUGAUUGAGAAGUAUCUCCUUAAUACUCAUGCCCCUACUCAUAAGGAUUGGACUCUUGAGCUGGAAGAAGUUUUCUCACUUGAAAGAGAAGGGGAAUUGGAUAAGUUCGCACCCUAUAGAGAGAAGCUCAAGAACAGAAUGCUCCUCUGGCAUGGUUCUCGGUUGACAAAUUUUGUGGGAAUACUUAGCCAGGGACUGAGAAUAGCUCCUCCUGAAGCUCCAGCAACUGGCUAUAUGUUUGGCAAAGGGGUUUACUUUGCUGACCUGGUCAGCAAGAGUGCGCAGUAUUGCUACACUGAUAAGAAAAAUCCUGUUGGCUUAAUGGUUCUUAGUGAAGUUGCUUUGGGGGAGGUCUAUGAGCUCAAGAAGGCCAAAUAUAUGGAUAAACCUCCUGAAGGAAAGCACUCUACAAAAGGACUUGGCAAGAAUAUACCUCUGGAGUCGGAAAGUGUCAAGUGGAGGGAUGAUAUUGUAGUUCCUUGUGGCAAACCAGUGCCAUCAAAAGUCAAGGCCUCCGAGCUCAUGUAUAAUGAGUACAUCGUUUACAAUACAGCUCAAGUGAAGAUGCAGUUCUUGUUGAAGGUGAGGUUUCAUCACAAGAGGUGAGGAGGGAGAGGUAAGUGGAUAUGUACUAUUUUGUGGAAUGGCAAUCAGCAAAUUCACACGAUGUUCCCCCUGUUUUGUUAUCCUUUAACCUCCCGAGUCUUCUUGAUUAAGAUCUCAUUUUGGGGUUUGCUGGAGAUCUUUCAACUUCUAUGUUUGCUAUGUAAAUAUGGCUCCUAGGUACUGGAAGCAUUUACCAUGAGAUGUGCGCUUUUUUUGUUCAUGGAUUCUCCCCUUCCAUACUGUGAUAUAUUUUCAAAACGCCACAAGCUUAAGUACAAAUGUUGGUCUCUUCUCAUGCUAA
Messenger RNA from Corylus avellana, 3401 nucleotides. It is a transcript of the gene PARP1, whose product is annotated as poly(ADP-ribose) polymerase 2. Gene Ontology annotation, cellular component: nucleus; nucleolus. Gene Ontology annotation, biological process: protein poly-ADP-ribosylation; double-strand break repair. NCBI's taxonomy places the organism in Eukaryota, Viridiplantae, Streptophyta, Magnoliopsida, Fagales, Betulaceae. Gene Ontology annotation, molecular function: NAD+ poly-ADP-ribosyltransferase activity; zinc ion binding; NAD binding. The record is from RefSeq and is a predicted model, not a curated record.